GAAACAUCGGUUGAGCGAUGUGCUCUGACCCCCAUCGGCAAUUGGGCGCAGCAUCAGAUUUUAUUAGGGUUUUUUUCAGGAAGGCCAUUUCUGCAUUUCCAAACUCACGUUCGAUGUCUCUGAGCCUAUCGGACUUUUGCAUCAGCACGGGCCGACCAGCGGACUAGAUGCGAGUCCUAUCAUCUUUUGAGGCAGCUUCUCCCUUGAAGGUGCCCCAAUCGAUCAACCCGUGCAAUGGAAAUAGCUUCGCCGCGCGAAAUGUCGAGAAAAUGUCUGUUCGGAACGGUGCAGCAAUCUACCGGCUGCGAAUUGGAUUCCUGGAAGACCCUCGGCGGCAAACAUUUCCCGCAAAUACCUUGCUCGAGAUGAAAUCAGCUUGAACCUUGAAGAAACCCAGCCCUCGGCGCCUGAUCUGGCACCGAAGUGCCUCGUCUGCUCUGGAGCCUAAUCGACGUUGAAACACGUCUCAAACACAAGGAAGCUUGUGGCCGGAAAGUUUCAGGCCACGCCUGAAAUAACGCGGCACGGACCACU
Molecule: messenger RNA, 534 nt
Organism: Mycena citricolor
Lineage: Eukaryota; Fungi; Basidiomycota; Agaricomycetes; Agaricales; Mycenaceae
Source: the annotation of a GenBank genome assembly